Messenger RNA from Tripterygium wilfordii, 2078 nucleotides. RefSeq names its product protein MULTIPLE CHLOROPLAST DIVISION SITE 1-like. Gene Ontology annotation, cellular component: chloroplast; chloroplast inner membrane. NCBI's taxonomy places the organism in Eukaryota, Viridiplantae, Streptophyta, Magnoliopsida, Celastrales, Celastraceae. Bases 793 to 1857 code for a protein of 354 amino acids. The record is from RefSeq and is a predicted model, not a curated record. Gene Ontology annotation, biological process: chloroplast fission. The transcript is spliced from 5 exons.
AAAUCAUGGAAUUGAUCAAUCAGCUAUAAAGCAAAUUCAUAAAGAAAACCAGAGGACUAGUCCUGUUGUUCAUAGAACAGGUUUGAAAGGAGGCCUGAAAACACCCAAAACAGAGAAAUUGAACAACCAUUCACAAGCAAUUCAGGGACACAUGCCUAGAAGGGCAAAACGAACCCCUAAAUACAACGAACUAAACCACCAGAAACCAAAUGAGAGCAUCAGAGCAAGACCCAACUCCAAAACCUCACGAAACAUAGGCAGCUCUGCUCCUCCAUUAUUGCACAGCUAGCUAGCAGCACUUCCUGUGUAUGUUAACCUUCAAAACAGUAGGCAUUUGCUCCACCCCCUCAAACUUACAAACAUCGUUCACCUCUAACUGAUUAUCUUUCACGAAAAUGGACCACCCUCCAAUCAGUCUGCUAUGUUUUGCACUAUACCUCACACACCACCUUUUGGGACUCCCAUCCAUAGGUAUGAUAAUGCAGAUGUCUUCAACUUUGUUUGAGUCACUAGUUCUAAAAUACUUGGGAGGCACAGGCUGAACAAAACAAGAAGCAUAUAUUACUGGUCACUCUUAAGUAAUCAACACUGAGGUAACUUUUCGAGUGAAAAGCUUACCAAGACACAUCCUUUAAGACCAGAGUAAGAUGGUGCUAUUUUAACCUUGAAACAAGGGUUUCCAGAUUUGGAAGGUCCAACAUCACAUGUUCAUCUGUAGAAACUAGAAAGUGUGAAUUUUUGAAAAUCCUAAAACCCCAAUCUUUGUAGAGUAUGAAACAAAGUCAUCCAUAGAUGGCUUCAAUUUACACUCUCCAGCUCCAGUUUCUCUCAUUUCAGCCGUCGAUUUCGGCUAGGAAGCACUUGGUCUCCCUUGCUGCGGAGAAAUUUAGAGCCGGAUUCGGUCGCUUAAACCGUGCUCGAGUGACCACCGAAAGUGGGAAGUUCCUAUUGAGAGCAAUUGGCGGUUCCAAUGGAGGUGACCAGCAAUCCCAAGAUGAGCAAGUCAAGAACGAAAACGGCACCGUUAAAGAAGACCCAAUUGCCAACUUUCAAGGGCUUCUUCGCUCCUUGCCUCCGGUGGCUUUUGUGGCGAGAAGGCAAGCUGGAAGUAGCUUGGCAAUGGCUUUUUUGGCUGCAACUGUAGUUUUGGUUAUUACUGUGAGAGUGUACGUGUCGAGGAAGGCAAGGUACAGCCAUCCGGGCUCUGUGGCUGAUCUUGUCAGACGUGGGCAGCUAAGAUCUGAUCGAAGAGGCAUCUCAAAGCCUUUGAAGUAUGAAGACCCAUUCAAUAAUCCAAUGGUGAAAGUUGGCAAGAGCAAUUCUACCAUAGAGAUGUGUGGAAAGGUUUAUCGCUUGGCUCCAGUUAUUCUAACAGAACAGGAGCAAGAUAUCCAUCGGAAAAGAAGGUCACGGGCAUAUCAGUGGAAAAGACCUACCGUAUUCCUCAAGGAAGGGGACUUGAUACCUCCUGAUGUCGAUCCCGAUACAAUCCGAUGGAUUCCUGCAAAUCAUCCAUUUGCAACCACUACCAGUGACAUUGAUGAAGAUUUGGCGCAGAACAAUGUAUAUCAAAAACAUGGUGUUCCAUUUCGUAUUCAGGCAGAGCAUGAGGCAUUGCAGAAGAAACUUGAAACACUUCAAAGUGAUCAAAAACUCAAUAAAUUAGUGAUCGACACUGGCAGUGCGAAAGAUUUUGAGAGACAAUUCAAGUUCAAUCCAAAGUCACCCGAGCCUACAAAACAGAACCCUUUUAGUAAUCAAGAGAGUGAUUCCAACUCUUCUAGAUUGGAUGAUGGCCCCAAUUCCUUCAAGAGCAGUUCAUCAUCUGAGGAAACAGGGACAUCAGAUUGUAAAUAGAAAUAUAGAAUGGCGGCAUUGUAUGAGUCUUGAUGGCUGACCUGCCUCAACAGACACGUUGUGAGUUCGUUUUAGCAAUGUGGAUGUUUCAUUGUGGAUUUUUGUGUUGGAAAAUAACUACAACCAACAUGCUUGUGUAGCGUCUGUUUACUUCUAUGAUCCUGUUCAAAAGCUUAUUUAGUGAAUCAAUUUUGCUUUGAUUAUUGAGGCAGCUCUCUUCA